This is a messenger RNA of Magnolia sinica, 4346 nucleotides long. RefSeq names its product disease resistance protein SUMM2-like. The transcript has 5 exons. NCBI's taxonomy places the organism in Eukaryota, Viridiplantae, Streptophyta, Magnoliopsida, Magnoliales, Magnoliaceae. The record is from RefSeq and is a predicted model, not a curated record. Gene Ontology annotation, molecular function: protein binding; ATP hydrolysis activity; ADP binding. The coding region runs from base 123 to 4247 and encodes 1374 amino acids.
GAAUGCCUUUAUGCCACUCUAGCCAACACAUAGGGGUAGAUGUGCUUGCAUUCGUAGGAUCGUUGCAGUAGGACCAUUGCUCAUCUCCUUCUUUGGAUCCACAGAAAAACAGUACAGGUGCCAUGGAAUUCAUCGGUUCGAUGGCGGCGGAAGUUGCAAAGGAAGUUGGAAAGGCUUUGUUCGCGCCGGCAAAGCACCACACUGGUUAUCUUUUCUACUAUAAGAGCAAGAUCAACAACCUUAAAAGCGAAGUCGCCGAGCUAGUGCGAACCAAGAAUGACAUACUAGGCCGUGUGAAUGCAGCUCGUCGGAAUGGAGAAGUGAUCCAUGAGGAAGUUCUACAGUGGCUAUCAAUUGUAGAUGGAAUCGAGGUGGACGCGGCGAGGUUGGGUGGAGAAGAUGAGAAUAGGAGAUGUUUCAAAGGGUGUUGUCUCAAUUGGAGCUCUAAUUACUCUUUGGGAAAAGAAGCAGCAAAGAAGUUGGCCGAUGUCGAUCGGUUCAAAGCUGAAGGGAGGAAUUUCAGCUGCGUAUCGAACUAUCCACCACCGCCUACUAUAGAUUCAUGGCCUACUAGAGAGAUCGAGGCUUUUGCAUCCCGCGAAUUAACUAUAGAAAAGAUUAUUAGUGCAUUGGAAGAUGAGGAAAACAUAAUUGUUGGGGUAUAUGGAAUGGGGGGUGUUGGCAAAACCACAUUGAUGAAACAAAUCGGCAAGCGACUAAAGAGAGAGAAGGUUUUCAAUGAGGUUGUAAUGGUGAGUGUGACUCCAGAACCUGGUGUGAGAAAGAUCCAAUAUGACAUCGCAGGUCAAUUGGGGUUGGAACUUGCAGAAAAAGAGAUUGAAUCCAUCCGGGCAGGUCGGCUGUUGGUGCGACUGAAGCAAGAAAGUAAGAUCCUUGUUAUAUUGGAUGAUAUUUGGGGAAUACUAGAGCUCGCCGAUAUAGGAAUUCCAUAUGGAGAUGAUUACAAGGGUUGUAAAAUUGUACUGACGACACGAAAUACAGAUAUAUGCGAUACGAUGGGGACCCAAGAAGCGAUAGCAGUCAGCAUUUUACCCGAAGAAGAAUCAUGGGAUCUAUUCAAGAAGAAUGCGGGUGAUGUUGUUGAUUCUCCUGCUAUGAAGACGGUAGCCCAGGACAUCGUCAAGGAAUGUGGGGGUCUGCCUCUAGCAAUCGUAACGCUUGGAAGGGCGCUACGAAACAAAGACAAGACGAUAUGGACCGAUGCACUGCUACAAUUAAACAAGUCUAAUCCAGAGAACAUUGAAGAUAUGAAUACGAAGGUAUUCGCCUCUCUGGAGUUAAGUUACAAUUUCUUAGGGAAUGAGAAAAUAAAAUCAUUCUUCUUGUUUUGUUGUCUAUUCCCUGAAAAUCGUGACAUUGAUAUAGAUAUAUUGGUGAGGUAUGGAAUUGGGGACGGGCUCCAGGAUGGUGUGGAUACAUUGAAACAAGCAAGGGACAGAGUACAUAGCUGGGUGAAUAAACUGAAAGCUUCUUGUUUGUUGUUGGAUGGUGAUGAAGAAGGUUGUGUAAAAAUGCAUGAUGUGGUUAGGGAUGUAGCUAUAUUAAUUGCGUCGAAAGAGCAUGGAUUUCUCGUGCAGCCAGAUGGGGAAUUGAGGGAAUGGCCAGAGAAGAAGUUAGAAAGCUGUAAGAAGAUUUCAUUGUUGCAUAACAGAAUUACUGAACUCUCGAAUCCGCCGCCUAAAUGCUCAAGACUCCAGACAUUGUUACUGCAACGCAAUUAUUCUUUAAAGAAAAUCACAGAUACUUUCUUUCAAGGGAUGAAAAGACUUAAUGUUCUAGAUCUUAGCGGCACCCGUAUUUCGUCACUUCCAAAGUCAUCCCAAUUCCUAACAAAUCUCAGAACGCUGUGUCUCGAUGGAUGCAUAUGGCUAGAAGAUAUAUCUCUGAUUGGAGGACUGAAGAAAUUGGAAAUACUUUCCCUCGCAUCAUCUGGAAUCCGUGAAUUGCCAACUGAAAUUGGAGGAUUGACUCAUCUGAAGCUCUUGGAUUUGACAGGGACUGCAUUUCUUGAAAGGAUACCACCCAAUGUGAUUUCACAGCUCUGUUUCUUAGAAGAACUUCACAUGGAGGGUAGUUUUAGUGGGUGGGAAGUUGAAGGAAAGAGUGACAGAAAUAACGCUAGCUUUGGAGAGGUGGCAUCCCUUGCACACUUGACUGCGUUAUAUAUCCAUGUAAGAAAUACAGAUUGUCUUUCACACGAUAUCUCAGCUGCCUGGAGAAAGCUAACAAUGUUCUGUGUAUCUAUGAGUAAUGAUAGUUCACAUAACGAAAAUCCAAGAUUUCGAAUAUCUGCAGGUCAUCAUACAUGCUCCUACAGUGAAUAUCCAAACAGCACAGUACUAGAAAAUAUAGGGAAUCCUGUUUCAAAUUGGGUGAAGGUAUUGUUAGAAAGCAUUCGGGACUUGUACUUGGUGUGCUGCAAGGGUUUCGCCGAUCUUCUACAACUAGAAUCGCAUGGUUUCAAUAGCUUGGAGGUCCUUCACCUUUUUAGAUGUAGUGAAAUGGAGUAUCUCAUAAGUUCUGCAGAGAGGGGGGCUCCACCAAAAGCAUUGGAGAAUCUGGAGAAGCUUGUCAUAGUUAGGAUGGAGAAUUUGAAGAUGUUCUGUGAUGGUCCCAUCCCAUCUGGGUUCCUUGGGAAACUAAGAGUCCUAGAUGUCUCUAAGUGCAACAACUUCAUCACCAUCUUGUUGCCCGAUCUGCUGCGAAGAGUAGAUAAUCUGGAGAAGCUCAAAGUGCAAGACUGCCAAGAGCUGGAGGAGGUAUUUCAAUUUGAGGAGCCUUUAGGACGGGAUUUCACCAUGCCGCUGCUCUCGAGAUUGAGAAAACUGAAAUUGAAACAUCUUCCAAAACUGAAAAGAAUAUGGAAAGGGGCCGUAUCACUGGAAAGUCUUGGCAAUCUAGAGGAUCUAUACAUAGAGAGAUGCAUGAGCUUAAGAUGUCUCUUCUCUGCUGGUCUUGCUCAAAACCUUCAACCGAAGACGUUCGAGAACCUACGAGUGAUGUUUAUAUCUUCCUGCAAUGGCCUCAAGAAUCUCAUGCCGAUGAGCUUAGCACGAGGUCUUCCAAAACUCGAAGAACUCUGCAUUCAUUGCUGUGAUGGAAUGGAGGAGAUUAUUGCAAAGGAAGAAAGGGAAACAGUGAUGGAUAAUCGCACUGUUUUCCCUCUUUUGAAGAUAAUUCACCUGGUUUGCCUGCCAAGGUUGAAGGCUUUAUGUCAAAGGGAUGCUUCAUCUCUUGAAUGGCCUUCUUUGACUCACGUCGAAGUCGGGGAAUGUCCAAAGCUGAAGAGGCUUUGUAUGGGACUUCAAAGUGCUCCCAAUCUCGAAGAGAUCAUCGGAGAAAGGGAAUGGCUUGAAGGGUUAGAGUGGGAAGAGGAAGGAAGUGCUGUCAGCUCACGCCUUCAACCUCUGUUCAAGGCUCGUACAGGACAAACCAUUUUUAGAAUGCCUACAAAGCCUCCCAUUCCACAAUCCAAUUCUUCCAAUUCGAAGGCUAAAUGGAGCACGGAGCAAGAUCGAUUCUUUAUUGAUCUACUAACGAAACGAGUGAGCAAUCAAGGACCGAAUGGACAAUCAUGGACAAACGAUGCUUGGAGAUCCAUUCUAAGUGAACUCAACAAGAGAUUUGAAGUACGGCUGCAAUUGCAACAAAUAAAGAGUCACCAACAUUUGCUUAGACAGCAAUACUUCAUUUGUAAGGCUCUUCGCAGUCAGAGUGGAUUCGGUUGGAAUGAUGAGCUGCACACAGUAACUGCCGAUAUACAAGCGUGGGAUGAUUAUAUCCAAGAACAUCCUGAUGCAAAGCCUUUCAGAUGGAUGAGAUUUCCCUUCUACGAUGAAUUAGCUCGUUUAUUUGAAGGCGGCAAUGUUGAAGAAAAAUAUGCUACUUCUAGCAUUGACCAUGAGUCCGUCGCAAGUGCAACUGUCGCAACGCAAAAGGCGAAGAUUGUUGAAAAUAGCAUUGACACGAAAGAUUAUGCUAUUGUGCAACACGCUCGUACGAAAGAAGAGAACUUCCAUGAAACAAAACAAAGUAAAAUAGGGGAAGAUUAUUUUACUUUUUCAAGAUGCAUGCAGGAGCUACAGAAGUUGGAAGCAGAGCUGACUAUGGAAGAGAUUGUCAAAGCAGUGUCCUUGUUAAAGGAUGAAAAGAAUGCUAUCGCAUUUAUAACUUUCAAUGAACCUCUACGUUUGCGUUUUAUACGAUCCUUGUUAAACAGUAAUUAGUAUUGAAUAUUAUAUGAGUUUAAGAUAGCAUUUGUGACUACAACUUUAUUGUUCGCACAUUUUCAAAAUGAUUUUAUGUUUUGAGUUAUUAUUUUUUUU